This is a messenger RNA of Sceloporus undulatus (fence lizard), 1312 nucleotides long. RefSeq names its product 3-hydroxyacyl-CoA dehydratase 4 (gene HACD4). The transcript has 7 exons. Bases 178 to 837 code for a protein of 219 amino acids. Gene Ontology annotation, biological process: very long-chain fatty acid biosynthetic process; sphingolipid biosynthetic process; fatty acid elongation. Lineage: Eukaryota; Metazoa; Chordata; Lepidosauria; Squamata; Phrynosomatidae. Gene Ontology annotation, cellular component: endoplasmic reticulum membrane. The record is from RefSeq and is a predicted model, not a curated record. Gene Ontology annotation, molecular function: 3-hydroxyacyl-CoA dehydratase activity.
GGAAAGCAGCACAUAGUUUUUCGCAAUGUGGGCCUGAUGUGAGGGAGAGGAAAGGAAGGAAAGGAGGAGGGGAACUUAGCCCAGCUGCUGCUGAGGAAGAGAAACACACACAUACCAUAGAAAGGAUCUGUGCUCACUUCAGCGGCUGGAGCAGGAACCUCUGAGCCAAGUUGCACAAUGAAUACCUACAUCUUCAGCUAUUAUUUAAUCCAGUUCUGUGGACAUUCUUGGAUAUUUACCAACAUGAUCAUCAGAUUCCUGUCUUUUGGGGAAGAUUCUGUGGCAGAUACUUUCUAUUCCAUUGGACUGGUCAUGCGUAUUUGCCAAUUAGCAUCAAUACUGGAGCUCUGGCAUAUUGGUCUAGGUAUUGACGAAGACCAUUUCCUUCCACGGCUUUUACAGAUCACAGAAAGAAUCAUCAUCUUGUUUGUUGUGAUUGCUAGUCAAGAAGAAGUGCAAGGGAAAUACAUUGUUUGCAUCUUAUUUUUCCUUUGGAACUUCAUGGAUGUGGUCAGAUACACUUACUGUAUGUUAGCAGCAACAGGAAUAUACUUUCAAGAAUUGACAUGGCUCCAUUAUUCUCUAUGGAUUCCUUUAUAUCCUCUGUCAGUUUUGGCUCAAGCAUUUGCCAUAUAUGAAUCGUUGCCUCACUUUGAAACCGAUAGCGGAUACUCUGUCCAAUUGCCAUUACCAUUUGAUGUAUCUGUCUACCUUCCAUACAUGCUAAAAUUGUACAUGGCAAUAUUGUUUGGAGGUACCUAUUUCAUUAUUCACUACCUCUACACAGAACGGAACACGUGCUUAGGAAGCUAUAAUGUCAAAGCAAAAAGAAGCUAACCUACAUUUUCUUUGGACAACAAGAAGAAUGACUUAUGCUGGAAAACACAAUUUGUGUGUUUAUAAAUUUCCAAAGAAUAGCAGUUUGGCUAUUUCUAGUUUAACAAAUUAUAUCAUGUAUUUCCUUAGUAACUAGAUCUUUCCCAAAAUUGGCAUGAAUGUUUGUUUGUACAUGCAGCAGAAGCAGAAUCUUAAUGCAGAAACGGCAUUUUUGAAGGCACCUUUUAGCCCCUGCUGUGGUUUGUGCUGAAAAAUAGGAAUGUGAUUAUGCUCCCAGUGACUCUUUGUUGGCACAGCAACACGUGCAAGGGGUAGAAUGCACAAGGUGCUUCCUCUAUUCAACAACAGUGGCUAUUUUUUGUGGGAUCUUUGGGCUAUGUGGCUGUGUUCUGGAAGAGUUUAUUCCUGAUAUUUUGCCAGCAUCUGUGACUGGCAUCUUCAGAAAAUGCUGGCAUGGAAAUGAGUUGGGUAUAUA